Molecule: messenger RNA, 2113 nt
Organism: Xenopus tropicalis (tropical clawed frog)
Lineage: Eukaryota; Metazoa; Chordata; Amphibia; Anura; Pipidae
Gene: cyp2k1.6
Product: cytochrome P450 2K1-like
Exons: 10
Coding region: 263-1741 (492 amino acids)
Biological process (GO): aflatoxin metabolic process
Molecular function (GO): heme binding; monooxygenase activity; iron ion binding
Source: RefSeq, a predicted model, not a curated record
UACAGACACAGGUCUCAGGCACCCAUGAUAACGUUUUUCUCUUUUGAGAACUAAAGAAAGCACAUUUUUUUCACUCUUUACAAUGUAAAGGCAGUUCAUACACUGUGGGCGGGGCUAACAUACGCCUAAAGCAAUAGGGGCGGGCAGAUCUCUGCUCUUUGCCGCUGAUCCUGGGGGAAGGGGUGGGAGAAUCACCUGGAUAUUUUUUUCAGGAAGACGAGAGGCAGAGAAUUUUCUAUGAUAAACACAUUUAGCUGCGACCAUGUUCCUCGGGGACCCAGUAACGUUGCUUCUGGCCGUUGUGUUGAGUCUUAUUGUGGCAAAUACACUUUAUAGGAAGGAAAGGGUUAAUGUCCAAAAUUUCCCACCUGGACCGAAGCCCUUACCCAUCAUUGGGAAUAUUCACAAUAUAAAUGCGAAGAGACCGUAUUUAACAUAUUUAGAGCUGUGGAAAAAAUAUGGUUCGGUAUUCAGCGUACAGAUAGGAAGCCAGAGGAUGGUUCUGCUGUGCGGAUAUGAAACAGUGAAAGACGCUCUCGUAAACCAUGCGGAGGAGUUCUCUGACCGGCCAAUAAUACCUCUGUUCCAUGAAAUAACCAAAGGAAAUGGUGUUGUAUUUGCUAAUGGUGAGAACUGGAAAGUGAUGAGAAGAUUCACCAUUUUAGCAUUACGAGACUUUGGGAUGGGGAGGAGAACCAUAGAAUACAGAAUUAAUGAAGAGUGUGAUUUUCUGGUAGAGAAGAUCAAAUCUUACAGAGGAGAGCCAUUUGAGAACACCAUGAUAAUGAAUGCGGCUGUGGCUAACAUCAUUGUAUCUAUACUGCUCGGCCAUCGGUUUGACUAUCAGGACCCAACAAUUCUCAGACUAUUAAGUUUAAUCAAUCAAAGUGUAAAGAUUACAGGGAGUCCUAUGGUCAUGCUGUACAACAUGUUCCCAUCUGUAAUGCGAUGGCUGCCUGGAAGCCAUAAAACUCUUGCCAUAAAUGUAGCCGAGAUACAAAGCUUCAUUAGAGAGACCUUCACAAAAUACAGAGACAAACUGGAGAUCAAUGACCAGAGGAAUCUGAUUGAUGCGUUUCUUGUCAAGCAACAAGAAAAUAAAGAAAACGGACUGUACUUUCAUGACGACAAUCUGACAAUGCUUGUAUCCAAUCUGUUUACAGCGGGAAUGGAAACCACUUCUAGCACUCUCCGCUGGGGCCUCCUCUUAAUGAUGAAAUAUCCAGAAAUUCAAAAGAAUGUGCAGAAUGAAAUAGAAAAAGUGAUUGGACAGAGCCGGCCACAAACUGAGCAUCGUAAAUCCAUGCCCUACACCGACGCCGUUAUCCACGAAAUCCAGAAAUUUGGUAACAUUAUUCCGAUGAAUCUUCCCCAUGCGACUGCUCAGGAUGUGACGUUUAGGGGCUAUUUUCUUCCAAAAGGAACCUUUGUUAUCCCAUUGCUGAUGUCGGUCCUGUAUGACCAAAGUCACUUCGAAAACCCAAAUGAGUUUUACCCUCAGCAUUUUCUUGACUCUGAAGGCAACUUUGUCAAAAAUGAAGCAUUUUUGCCCUUUUCGGCAGGAAAAAGAAGCUGUGCCGGAGAGAAUUUGGCUAGAAUGGAACUCUUCCUUUUCUUCACAAGCCUCCUGCAGAACUUCACGUUCCAGGCACCUCCUGGGGAGGAACUAGAUCUCACCCCUGGCACUGGGUUAAGCGCUCCACCUUCGCCCUAUAAAAUAUGUGCUUUGCCUUGUUCAUAGACUGCUCCUGAUGUUCCUAUAAUAAGCAAGGAAGAAACCCCAGUGAUACAAAAAGUACUGCUUAAUAUUAUUUCUUUUUAACUGCAAACAUUUUGGAAAAGCUCCUUUGAUAUGAAUAAAAGAGUCAGGAGCAUCCGAUGACACCCGAAUACGAGACUUUCCCUGUGAAGUUCCUGGGUGUGUUUAAACUUCUAUUUUGGAUUGAUCUAACAGUUCCUGACUUUCUGCUUUGUUCCUGACUACAUUGUUUGUUGCCUGCCUCGAUUUUUUGCCUGAACUCGACUGAAGAGACUCUCUUAACUAGUGAUGAGUGAAUCUGUCCCAUUUUGCUUCACCAUAAAAUUCACAAAACGGCAAGAAAAUUCACGAAAC